Molecule: messenger RNA, 837 nt
Organism: Staurois parvus
Lineage: Eukaryota; Metazoa; Chordata; Amphibia; Anura; Ranidae
Source: the annotation of a GenBank genome assembly
AUGAACUGUAGCAGUGUAGUGAUGACUCCAUCCUUCUCCAUGUGGGGAGAAGCACAGCCAGGGCUCUUCCUGCAACCUGUAUGGGACUAUGUGCUAUCUAAAGAGCACAUCAUCAGAUCUCCCUUCUAUCCAGUGCUGUUCUCCUUCACUGUCUACAUGGCUUUCUGUCUCCCUUACCUGGCACUGGACAUCCUCUGUCUGAGAAUACCAGCCUUGAAGAAGUACCAAGUGCAGCCUAAAUCCAGACCCACGUUGGCCAUGGUGCUGCACUGCUUGGCACACACCGUCUACAGUCAUCUGGUCUUCAUAUUCCCACUGAGUGUUGCCUAUUGGUACUGGAGACCGGUGCAACUGCCAUCGCUGGCGCCUGAGCUGCAUCGCGUUGUGUUGGACAUCAUUGCCUGCAUGCUGCUCUUUGACUUCCAGUACUUUGCCUGGCACUUGCUGCAUCACAAGGUCCCCUGGCUGUACAAGACCUUCCACAAGACUCAUCACAAGUACACGGCCACCUUUGCCUUGGCAACGCAAUACUCCAGUGCAUGGGAGAUGCUGUCAUUGGGGUUCUUUGCUAACGUCAGUCCAGUAAUGUUGGGGUGUCAUCCUUUGACUGAGAUGGCCAUCUUCAUCAUCCAUAUCUACCUGUCUGUGGAAGAUCACUGUGGCUAUGACUUUGCUUGGUCCACACACAGACUCGUGCCAUUUGGUCUAUGCGGAGGGCCAGGACAUCAUGACCUCCAUCACCAAAAAUUUGUCUGGAACUAUGCACCUUAUUUCACUCAUUGGGACAAGCUGUUCAAUACACUAGCACGGCAGACAUCGAAGGAGCCGCAAGACUGA